AUGGCCGCCCUUGGAGACGACUUGUUGUCCACAGUAAACAAACUGCAGGACUUGGUGUUCAACACAAUCGGCAACGACUCUCUCGAUCUACCACAGAUUGUUGUCGUUGGAUCGCAGUCAGCCGGAAAGUCUUCGGUCCUCGAGAACAUCGUCGGGAGGGAUUUUCUACCCCGUGGCAGUGGGAUUGUAACCAGGCGACCUCUGAUUCUCCAGCUCAUCAACGUUCCGGAGGAAGAAGGCGCCGCAGUCGAUGUUGGCUACAGAUCUCCAGACGCCGCUAGGCCCGGCGAAUGGGCAGAGUUUCACCACAUACCCAACCGUAGAUUCACAGACUUUGGCGACGUCAAGCGCGAGAUCGAGAACGAGACGGCAAGAAUAGCAGGCACAAACAAGGGUAUCAACCGACAGCCUAUCAACCUCAAAGUCUACUCACCACAUGUUCUCAACCUUACCCUCGUUGAUUUGCCCGGAUUAACAAAGGUCCCCAUUGGAGACCAGCCCGGCGAUAUAGAAAAGCAAACACGCACCCUUAUCUCCGAGUACAUUGCCAAACCCAACAGUAUUAUCCUAGCUGUCUCUCCCGCAAAUGUCGACAUUGUCAACUCGGAGGCCUUGAAACUGGCCCGUCAUGUUGACGGCCUGGGCAGGAGGACUAUCGGUGUCCUGACCAAGGUCGAUCUCAUGGACCAUGGCACCAAUGCUCUCGACAUUCUGUCCGGCCGUGUUUAUCCGCUCAAGCUUGGCUGGGUCGGUGUCGUUAACCGAUCGCAGCAGGACAUACAAGGCAACAAGCCCAUGGAAGAUGCGCUGAAGGCCGAGGCCGACUUUUUCAAGCAUCACCCCGCCUACAGGAACAUCUCAACUCGGUGUGGCACCUAUUUCUUGGCCAAAACACUCAACCAAACGCUCAUGGCGCACAUUCGAGACCGGUUGCCAGACAUCAAGGCAAGACUCAACACCCUGAUGGGACAAACGCAACAGGAGCUGGCUAGCUACGGUGACAUGCACUUCCACGGAAAGGAACACCGUGGUUCGCUGAUCCUCCAGCUGAUGACGCGCUUUGCCACGUCCUUCAUUUCCUCCAUCGAUGGUACCUCGACCGAGAUCUCCACCAAGGAGCUUUGCGGAGGAGCCAGGAUCUACUACAUCUUCAACUCUGUUUUCGGCAGCUCACUCGAGUCGAUAGAUCCCACAUCCAAUCUGACAGCCCUGGAUAUUCGCACUGCCAUACGAAACUCGACUGGUCCUCGCCCGAGUCUUUUUGUCCCAGAGUUGGCCUUUGAUCUCCUCGUGAAGCCUCAGAUCAAGCUUCUCGAAAUGCCGAGUCAGCGCUGUGUUGAGCUGGUUUACGAGGAGCUCAUCAAGAUCUGCCACACAUGUGGCUCUACGGAGCUCUCGCGGUUCCCCAGGCUGCAGGCUAAGCUGAUUGAGGUUGUCUCGGACCUGCUGAGGGAACGGUUGGGGCCAGCGUCGACAUACGUGGAAUCGCUCAUUUCCAUCCAGAGGGCAUAUAUAAACACGAACCACCCCAACUUCCUGGGUGCCACGGCGGCCAUGAGCAAUGUUGUUAGCGAGAAGCAAGAGCGGGAACGGAAGAAGAUCAUCUUGGAGGAGCGCGAGAGGCGAGAGAAGCGGCGGCUCAAGGAGCUCGGAAACGGUGAGAACGCCGAGGACCAAGAUGACACGGCAAGUGUAGCCGGUGGCGAAAAUGCGGGAAGCACAGCGCUUCGUAAGCAGGUCGCCAAGGCGGGCAGGAGUCUGUCCCCAGGCGUCCGGGAGAACAGUGCAGGCGGUAUUGCGUCGACCCUGAAUGGGAUGGGUCGUUCGGCAUCACCCGCGCGAUUCAAUGGCCAGGGCUUAGGCAACGCCAAGGAUUCGUUCCUGACAUACUUCUUUGGAAAGGACGGACCUGGAGGGCUGCCAACAAGCCAGCCUUCGGCACCUAGGCAUGCUGCGCAAAACUCGCACUCUGGCCUCGCCCCAAGUGCACGGAGGAACGAGGACAGGAUGUUGAGGUCGCCCAUUCAACCCUCCUACCGUGAUAAUGAGCAGGAAGUCGGCUUGGAACCUGGCGGUGGUGAUUCGUUUGCACAGCCAUUUGGUCACAGUGGAGAGCCGGCGUUGACUGACAGGGAGGCCAUGGAGACGGAGCUCAUUCGUGCACUCAUCUCGUCUUACUUCAACAUUGUCCGCGAAUCGAUUGCGGACACGGUCCCCAAGGCCAUCAUGCACCUACUGGUGAACCACUGCAAGGACGUAGUGCAGAACCGGUUGGUGAGUGAGCUGUAUAAGGAGUCCUUGUUUGAGGAGCUGCUUUACGAGGACGAUGGUGUUGUCAAGGAGCGCGAAAAGUGUGAGAAGCUCCUUCAAACAUACCGCGAGGCAGCGAAAAUCAUUUCGGAGGUGGUAUGA
This is a messenger RNA of Pyricularia pennisetigena, 2412 nucleotides long. RefSeq lists its product as uncharacterized. Lineage: Eukaryota; Fungi; Ascomycota; Sordariomycetes; Magnaporthales; Pyriculariaceae. Gene Ontology annotation, cellular component: cytoplasm; peroxisome; membrane. Gene Ontology annotation, molecular function: GTP binding; GTPase activity; microtubule binding. The record is from RefSeq and is a predicted model, not a curated record. The transcript is spliced from 4 exons. The coding region runs from base 1 to 2412 and encodes 803 amino acids. Gene Ontology annotation, biological process: peroxisome fission; mitochondrial fission.